AUGGAAGUUCACAACAAGCAGAGUCUGGUCUUUAAACCUUGUGUGGGGGAGGAGCACUAUGGACGAAAUAAACAGCCAGUCGAUGAAACGAUGCAGCAACAAGCUUCAGAAAACUUUAAUUUAAUUUUUGCCGAAGACAAUAAAGCGUCUUGGAUUCUCGCGGAAGCAGCUGUUCGUGUUUUCUUUCCUGUGCCAAAUUCAUUUCCAUCCGAUUCAUCUGAAUUUUAUAAUCAUGCAUUUAUUCUUGAGAAUCUUCAUUCGAUUAUAUUGAAAAUAAAACAAAAACAGACUGCAGAGAAUAAUAAAAAACAACACAAUGAAGACAAAAGAGUUAAUAGAAGUCGGUUGCAAGCUGCAAAUCAACACACAUCUGCCAUGCCACCAGCAUUUGCUUGUUAUUCUUUUGAUAAUUUUCGGAUAACGAAAAACGCUGUACAACGAAGUUGGAUGACGCGUAGAAUUGAUUUGUACGUGAUCUGGUCACCCUACCAUCACAUCGUUUUGUUAUCUUCUGGUGGCAAGAUGUUCGCUUUUUCGGCUCAUGUAAAUACCCAAACACAUAACGUCAGUGUUACUUUAAAUUAUCUCACUGUGUGA
Messenger RNA from Clunio marinus, 597 nucleotides. The record is from the annotation of a GenBank genome assembly. NCBI's taxonomy places the organism in Eukaryota, Metazoa, Arthropoda, Insecta, Diptera, Chironomidae.